Molecule: messenger RNA, 5066 nt
Organism: Acanthochromis polyacanthus (spiny chromis)
Lineage: Eukaryota; Metazoa; Chordata; Actinopteri; Pomacentridae
Gene: sts
Product: steroid sulfatase (microsomal), isozyme S
Exons: 10
Coding region: 170-1894 (574 amino acids)
Molecular function (GO): arylsulfatase activity
Source: RefSeq, a predicted model, not a curated record
UCGCGUGAUUUGCAACUUUUGGCAGCUUUGCAUGUUACGGAUAGUUUGAGCGGCUGGAGGGCUGCAGAGUGUCAGAGGAAGGAGAAAAAACAGCGGUAGUCCUUUGCAGAGAAACACACGACAGCUGCUUCUGUCAUUGUGGAGGUCAGCUGGUGUUUCUUCUAACAACAUGAAGCCCACAUGGCUGCAGUUGGAUUCCCUGCUGCUGCUGCUCUUGGAGUUGAGCUGUGUGUCUGCUCAGGAAGGCAACAAGCCCAAUUUUGUCCUCAUGAUGGUGGAUGACCUCGGAAUUGGAGACCUGGGCUGUUACGGCAAUACAACUCUGAGGACCCCCAAUAUUGACCAGCUGGCACGAGAAGGGGCGAAGCUGACCCACCACAUCGCUGCAGGGAGCCUCUGCACGCCCAGCAGGGCUGCGUUUCUCACCGGACGAUACCCGAUACGCUCAGGCUUGGCUGAUCAUUGGGGACCUGGCGUUUUUAUCUUUAAUGCAGCAUCUGGAGGUCUUCCCAGCCAAGAGGUCACCUUUGCUAAGCUUGCCAAACAACAAGGCUAUGAGACCGCUCUUAUAGGAAAAUGGCACUUAGGACUUAACUGCAAGAGCAGUGACGAUCACUGCCACCACCCCAGUACCCACGGCUUUAAAUACUUCUUCGGUAUCCCUUUGACCAACCUGCGGGAUUGCAAACCCGGACACGGCACCGUUUUCCAGAUCCAGAAACAUUUUCCAUUUGGGACGCUGGGCAUCAUUUUGGUCACUGCAGUUUUCCUCCACCAAGGCAGGAUCAUCACCAUCCGCAAAGGGCUGAUCCUGGGCUUGCUGUCUCUGGUGGUUGUGGUUACAGUUCUGGGAGCAGGACUUUUCCUGAUGAUCCCAUAUUUCAACUGUGUUCUCCUGAGGGACCACAGCAUCAUAGAGCAGCCAUUCACAUCUGAAAACCUGACGCAGAGGAUGACUCAUGAGGCGGUGGAUUUCAUAGAGAGGAACUCAGCCAGACCUUUCCUGCUGUUUUUCUCUUUUGUCCAAGUACACACAGCCAUGUUUGCUUCGGUGGCAUUCAGGGGAACGAGCCGUCACGGCAUCUAUGGGGAUGCCGUCCAUGAGGUGGACUGGAGUGUAGGCCAGAUCAUGGAGACCUUGGAAAGACUGAACCUGGGAGAAAACACUCUUGUUUACCUGACUUCAGACCAGGGGGCUCACCUGGAGGAAAUAUCUGCAAGUGGGGAGGUCAUGGGAGGAUGGAAUGGAAUAUAUAAAGCAGGGAAGUCCACAAAUUGGGAAGGAGGGAUCCGGGUCCCAGGAAUUCUGCGCUGGCCAGGGAAGAUUCCCAGCGGCAGGCAGAUAGACGAGCCCACCAGCAACAUGGACUUGUUUCCUACGGUGGUGCAGCUGAGCGGAGCUUCAGUCCCAGAGGACAGGGAGAUGGACGGUCAUGACCUGAUGGAUCUGCUGCAGAGGAAAGUCGAAAGGUCAAACCAUGAGUUUCUGUUCCAUUACUGUAACGCCUACUUGAACGCUGUCAGAUGGCAUCCUCAAAACAGCAGUUCUGUGUGGAAAGCUUUUUACUUCACUCCAAACUUCUACCCAGAGGACCAGACGGCCUGUUUCCACACACAGGUCUGCUUCUGCUCACCAAAGUACGUGACCUACCACGAUCCUCCACUGCUCUUUGAUCUCACCAGGGACCCAUCAGAGACCACACCACUGACCCCUGACACCGAGCCGGUCUUUCACUCUGUCCUGGCCGCGAUGAAGGAGGCCGUGGAGAUUCAUCAGAGGUCGGUGAAGCCUGUGGAGGGCCAGUUAACUGCAGGGAAGGUGAUAUGGAGACCGUGGCUGCAGCCCUGCUGCUCUACACUCACUCAGCUCUGCCAGUGCCAGCAGGAUCAAUAGACUGUCAGGCUGCAGCACAAGAUAACUAUACUUAAUAGUGACACUAAACUAAUCUCAUCUGUGACCUCAGUGCUACUUCUGACCCCCUGAGACUUUCACACAGCAGCCUCAACGUGAAACCGAAAUCAGAACAUUAUUCCACCUGUCAUUCACAGUAACAAAGAAAUAGCACACAUAUUGUUACUGCUGUCACGUCACCCCUUCAUUCCAUUUCCCAUGGUGAUCCACAAUUCUUUCAUCCUUUUUUACCAUCUGUCAUACCCCCAUCUUCUUGUUAUCACACCUUUCUAUUUGCAAAUGUUUACCAGACUCUCUGAUCCAAUCACCCUUUUGUUCUGUUGUCUUACCCUCUGUUACUGAUUAGCAACUAGACGCAAAUUAACCACUGUCCACCUUGGUAUUUACUUUGAACCUCCUCCCGACCCUUUGAUCCAUCCUCUGAUAUGUUCCUUUUGUCUUACCCUCUAUAUUUGUACACAGCCCAUCCCUACCCUUUGAUCCAUCCUCUGACAUUCCUACAAAAUGUAUGCCCUGAAAAUGCUCUGGGUCAAUUUACCUUUGCAGACCCUUUGUAAAUCCACUGCACUACCGGAAAUACUAAGAAAACACACCAUUACAGCAAACUUUGAAGGACCGAGACUGAAAUUUCUUCUACAAAAGCAAAAUCAGUGUACACAACAGUUUUUUUUUUUUUUGUAAUCAAACACAUGUACAUUUUCUUGUGGUUGCUUUUAUGACAUUUAUUUACUCAUUACCUUUUCCUGUAUAGAAAACAGUAUUUGCUCCUCAUUUGGAAGCUUUUUUUGUAGCUGCAGAGAAAAAAAAAAAGUAGAUUGGAAUUCAUCAUUCAGUGAACAGCUGCAUUAAUUGCUGAUGUUUUUGCAAGCGCCGUGAAUGUAAAACCAUCAGGAGGCAAACUUGCACUGCCAUAAGUCACCGAAGGCUGAUCUCAUUUCUCUACUUUGAGCCUCCGUCCUCCUGCCUGUGACCCAGGAAUUGAUCUCAGGGUGCCAUCUUGACGGAUGCCUCAAUUCCUAAAAUGCAUCUGGAGGACAGAGCAGGAGAGGCUGUGUGUCUUCGAUGCAUCUUUUAGCGGAAGUCUCUCUGGUAUAAGAUGCGUAGCUGGAAUUAAUGAACCACUGGAGCAGAUCUGACAAAUAUGGAAUGUGUAACAUACAUUACUGUUCAAAAGUGUGGAGUCACCCAGGCAAUUCCAUGUGACUUCAUGAAAACUCACUUUUAUCCAUGUGCUAACAUAACUGCACAAGGGUUUUCUAAUCAUCAAUGAGCCUUUCAACACGAUUAGCUAACACAAUGUAGCAUUAGAACACAGGAGUGAUGGUUGCUGGAAAUGGGUCUCUGUACCCCUAUGACAUUCUAUUAAAAAUCAGCUGUUUCGAGGUAGAAUAGCCAUUUUUAUAGCCACAUUAACAAUGUCUAGACUGUAUUUGUGAUUCAUUUAAUGUUAUCUUUAUUGAAAAAAUAUUUUUCUUUCAAAAAUACGGACAUUUCUAAGUGACCCCAAACUUUUGAAUGGUAGUGUACAUCAUUGUCACAUUAAAUAUAUACUGUAAAUGCCAUCCCUUAUCUGGUGGAGAUCAUAAAAUAUAGUAGCAGGCUGUAACAGAACACUGCACCAUGUCAUAUUGAAUUGACGUCACUUCACUCCAAAAGUAAGGGUGGCCCAACUCCUCCCUCCUUGCGUCUCUUCCUCGCCUCCCCCACUCACAGGGGAGUCGUGGAAAUUAGUCGAGGAUGGCCAAAUUGAGAGUCGAAUGGGAGCUCUCCAGAUAUCAGAAAUACACAAAAAAGCAUAAAUGAGAGGCUCGAGAGCUGAACAAUAUAUUUGUUAAACACAGAAUGAGAUCCGAAAUGGAAGCAGUUAUGGGAAUCACCCCUACAAGACAAAAGAAUGGAACAGUGGGGAUGAAUGUUUAGUCCAACACUGCUGUGGUUGACUUAAUAUUUUUGCACUGAUGUGGAACUGUUGCGUGCACAACAAUAUGUCAAAUCAUGCAGAAAAAAGAAAAACGCUCAGAGAGCGCAGUGCUCUGCCAAGGCUGUUCUGUCGUAUCAUUUCUAACGGCUGAAAGUUCCAAAAAUUUGCGGCAGAAAUCAUGGCACCAUAGAAUGUGGCCAUUUAAUUUAGAUAUACAGAUGUGUUAGCCUAGCCGCGCUAGACAACCCACGGCAACGAAUUUAAUUCUCUGCCAGGGUGGGUCUAGUUACCCUCCAUAAGGCUCGAGGCUGGAUUCUCCUAAAACUGGCCGGACAAAUCACCAUGAAGUGUAGAGUCAGAAGGCGGGCGUAACUAAGUGACGACAGAGGUGCGACGAUUCUGACAGAAACAACCGGCGCACAAUAAACAGUUAUCUUUCGACUCGGCUUUGGCCACAGCCCUUAAAGAUUUGAAGCUAAAAUUCAACUUGAAAGAUAAACAAAGGACGGCACUGAAGUGUUUCCCUGAGAAGAAAGACGUAUUUGGACUUAUGCCGACGGGAUAUGGCAAAUCCUUAAUAUACCAGUUGGCUCCGCUGGUUGGGAAGCUAAUGGGACUUAGCCACAAUCCGCCGGCGCUCUAGGAACUCUGUCAGCCUAUUCGUUGCGUUGAUUGGUUGUAUACCUACCCAGUUGCUGCAGAGUGAUUUGAAAGACAACCUUUUAGCCCGCCUCCCUCCCUGUCGAGUGGCCCUAGACCCUUGUGUCUUAAGAGCUGGGUCUAGCGUGGCUCGGCUACAGAUGUGUAUUAUGUACAGAUACCAAGUUAAGUGACCUAAAUAUGUAGCGGGUGGCGGGAAUUUAUGGGACUCGGAAACACCCUCACGAUCUAAUCAAUUGUUCUUUGUAUCCUUUCCGACAUAGUAGCAUCGCAGUCAUGUGACGUCGUGUUCACCUGUAGACAAACAGACAGAUGAACAAACACACGCCAGUCGUCACAUAACUCCGCCGUUCCUUGGCGAAGUAAAAAACUUCUUUUUUAUGUGCAAACCAGAAAAUACGCCCUGCAGCACCAACGCUAGCAAAGCUGCCUUAUGCAUCUGCUUUGAUAAUUUGGACAUAAAUGGAAAUACACAAAAGCAUUUUACAUGAAACCUAGAAUUCAGUGUGUACCAUGUACAUGCAUUUGCUGAAACUGAUUCAAGUAAUGAAUAAAUGCUGUCAGAGAAGAUCA